CAUUUUAAUAAGCUCCGGAGUCCGGCCAGGAGACGUAGCCUCGGCCUGCAGCGCUAAACAGUCAUCAGACACAGAGCUGUACUAACGGGUCGCUGCACAUUAAUUUGACUCUGUGCUAAGAUGUACCGGAUUGCAUGGUGCUGAUACAAUAUGGAAAACCUAAACAGAGGGAUGAACGUUCAGCUCGCGCGGACAUCUUUUUAAGAACCAGCCUGUUGAGAGAGUGGACACACUGAUUCUCGCAUGGAAACCAAUAUGUGAAUGUCUGGACAGAGCAACUCAUAUUUGCAGUUUAAAAAGUGAUGCCAUCACGGAUCAUCAUGGAAAAGCAGAAAUUGGUGAAUACUAUUGCUUCAACGCAGUUGGGGGGAGAAUCAUGUACCUUCAUCUGCACGGAGUGUGGUGAUGGGUUCAGUCAGUACUCUAAUGUGUUGACCCACAUGGCCAUUCAUGGACCUUUGGAGUCAUUUUCCUUUGAUGGCUCAUCCAAUGGAUUUGAAAUCCCUCGAGAAUAUGUGCUACAAGAAAAUGGUACACUGACAGUUGUGAAUGGCUUGGAGUCGCUUUCUUCUGUAAAACCAGUAUCUCCUGGAGUCCUGCCGUCACAUUUCCCAUCCCCUAUCAAACCAGUGUCUCCAACUCUAAGGCCACAACCUUCUCCUUAUAAUAGAGAUGUGUUCAGGCCGAGGCCAUCGGAGUUGAACUCGGACAAGUCUCGUCAGGGCCAUUACCGUUGUGAAAUAUGUAGCAGAUCCUUUAACAGCCUGCAGAGUUUACAUCGUCACCAGCAGUAUCGAAACACAGAGCGAGGCUACAAGUGUACUUUGUGUUGUAAGAUCUUUGAAGGUAGACAGGAACUGAAGAAACACCUCCAAGACCAUGCCAAUGAAAGGUUUCACUGCUGUAGUCAUUGUGGUAAGCGAUUCCUUCAAGUGGAUGCACUUAAUGCUCAUCACAAAGAAAAUCACCUCCCGAAGGCGACAUCUUUGGGUAAAUCUGUGAAUAAGCAGGAAAAGAAUAUUGAGAGAUCAUAUCCUUGUAGGAAGUGCAAGUUGAAUUUUUUCUGGAUGUCAGAUUUUCAGACUCAUUCACUGCACCAUUGCCAAGGAAAAGAGCCUGAUGCUACUUUAGCAUCUGAAAUUGAAGUCAACUCUAAGAACAUAGAAGACACAGCACUUGAAAACUUCUACAGUAAUGGCACAUCUAUUGAUGUUAAUAUAGGAGAUAGUAAAAUAUUUAGGGAUACUAGUAAUGAGAUUGAUGCUGAAUUCUCUUCCACACCAUACAGAUGUGGUUUGUGUGGUGAUCGUUUCCAGAAGUUAACAGCUCUGAAGGAGCACCAUCUCACACAUCAAACUCAGGAGGAAAUAGAUCAGCUGAAUCAAGAAUCACAAAAAACGUUUAAGCGAAGAAUGCCGCCUAAAGGCAGACGUAGAAGAACGAGUAAUCCAAAUGGCAAGCUGCAUCCUUGCAAGCACUGUCAUCGAGUCUUUAAUCAUUCUAGUAGUUUAUCUCGGCACAUGAGAUACCAUAAGGGUACUAUGCACACGUGUGUAUUUUGUGGUAGACAUUUUCCACAGCGCUGUGAUUUGAGAAGGCAUAUAGCCAUGUACCACAAAGCUGAAUCGGAAAAGAAACCAGGUUUGAAACACUUGAACACAAGUCCACAAAAUGGGCCUGACACCAAUUCUUUUAAUGGCGAGAAAAAUGCAAGCUCACCUGAUGAGAAAAACAAGAGCUCCUCUGACAAUGAACAAAUGCCAUCACCAGAGCAAAAUCCAAAGAAUAAACAACCUGGAAAAGCGGGCAGAGUUAACUACAAGUGUCAGGAAUGUGGAAAGAGGUUUGGGCUGUUAUGUGUGUACCAACGGCACUUGCGCUAUCACAAAAAGGAACCUAGUAAGUGCCCUAGUUGUCCAGCUCAAUUCAGGAACUCUUCAUCCCUUGAGCUUCACCUUCAAAAUCAUCCAAGCACUGGAGAAGAAAAUUAUGUUGGACAAACAUCUCACAUCAGUAGGGAUUCUGUCUUAGAAAGGGGUAAUGCAGAGGACAUAGAGGAUGACUAUAUGGACCAUACUCGAAAUGACAAAGGAAAUUCUUCGGAGGUUCUUUACGAAUGCACUGAAUGCACUGAAACAUUCUCAUGCUUGGACACAUUCCUUCAGCACCAGACUUCUCAUGGCUCAGAAAACAACGGGUAACAACAACCAAGCUCUCAGGAGUUGAGUGUUUUUUUGACUCAUUUGAAUAACUGUAUAAUGUAAAGUUUGUAACGUUUUGUUUUUUUACUAACUACUUUUGUACACUUUUUUUUCGUUGGCAUGAGGAGAAACAUUCUGUUUAUAGGUGCAUUUCAAAAACCAAUGGGAUCCAGAAAAUGAGGCUUGGGUGGGGAGCAUACUAAAUGAAUGUUGAAUCAAAUAAAAUCUUUAAAAAAAAACCAGCAUAUGUCUGACGUUGGUAAAUUUCAAGUUUUAAACCUAGUAUUCUCCUACAGGCUACAGGUGUACUUAACUUGAUGUCCCACCAAUUGUUGACUAGCUAAGAUGAAUAUGUUGCUUUUCAUUGUAUCUUUAGUGGCUACCCAUGCUGUUGUCAAUCAUAUUGCUGCAUUUUACGUUAUGUUCUACUUGCAUUUAUGUGUUAAUGAGAUUGUAUUUAAUAUGUGGUAUGUAUACGUCUUCCUUUUGAAUGGGUUACCAAGUGGAUUUUUACUUGUGCCAUUAAAGUUGUACAGAGAAAUUACUUUUAAGUGCUAUCAGUUUUGCUUUGACUCCUCCCCCCAUUGUUUGUUCAUUCUACAUGUAAUCUAGGUGUCUCAUUUGAUAUCUGUAUUGAAUUGUAGUACACUUCACUGUU
Molecule: messenger RNA, 2859 nt
Organism: Cottoperca gobio
Lineage: Eukaryota; Metazoa; Chordata; Actinopteri; Perciformes; Bovichtidae
Product: zinc finger protein 729
Exons: 2
Coding region: 303-2201 (632 amino acids)
Biological process (GO): regulation of transcription by RNA polymerase II
Cellular component (GO): nucleus
Molecular function (GO): DNA-binding transcription factor activity, RNA polymerase II-specific
Source: RefSeq, a predicted model, not a curated record